Aspergillus bombycis is the source of this 1272-nucleotide messenger RNA. RefSeq lists its product as uncharacterized. Gene Ontology annotation, cellular component: membrane. Gene Ontology annotation, molecular function: transmembrane transporter activity. Bases 1 to 1272 code for a protein of 423 amino acids. NCBI's taxonomy places the organism in Eukaryota, Fungi, Ascomycota, Eurotiomycetes, Eurotiales, Aspergillaceae. Gene Ontology annotation, biological process: transmembrane transport. The record is from RefSeq and is a predicted model, not a curated record. The transcript is spliced from 7 exons.
AUGAGCCAGCUAACAGAAGCUCAUGGCACAAGAGAUUUACACAUGGAGAUAAAAUCACAGAACGAGACCAUGGAGCUGCAAGAAAGGAGUCCACCCCAAGAGACACCAAAUGAACAUAUUUCCACCCAAAGCUCAAAACCAGAGGAGGUGAAAUGGAGGUACGCUAAAGUUCUCAGCGCCGGGCUGUCUUUCUUUGUUGCCGGUAUCAAUGAUGGAAGCUUGGGCUCUAUCAUUCCCUACAUUAUCCGCACCUAUGGUAUCGGUACAAAUAUGAUAGCUGUGCUAUACGGGACAACAUUCUUCGGCUGGCUCCUCGCUGCUUUGACUAACAGCUUUCUGACCAACCAACUCGACCUGGGCUGGAUACUUGGUCUAGGCGCCCUUGGUCAGGCUUAUAAUGACACCCAUGCGAACACUUUUGUUUCGUCUCUGAAUGGGGCGCAUAGGUUGCUGGGCUUCAUUCACGCUAUGUACAUGGGUGGAUGUCUAGUUGGCCCGUUUGUGGCCACUGGUGUCGCGUCAGCAAAUACGGACUCGAAGUGGUAUUUAUUUUAUCUCUUCCCACUCGGUAUAGGUGUAGCAAACCUUGUACUUGUUGGUGUAUCAUUCCACGAUCGAAUGCGUCGGAGGCAAUCCCAGACAGCAGAGCCCUACGUGCCAGAUCAACGUGCCACAAAUUCGGCGAUGAAGGAGAUGAAAGAUACGCUCGCCACGCCCGCCGUUUGGCUGCUCAGUCUGUUCUUUUUCUUCUUGCUUGGAGCUACAAUUACAACCGGGGGGUGGAUGGUCGAGUUCCUCGUUAAUGUCCGUGACGGGGAUGUCUCGAAAAUGGGAUACGUGCCCGCCGGCUUCUACGGUGGAGCUUUUCUGGGACGCCUUGUCCUGGCUGAGCCAACGCAUAGAUUUGGGGAACGAAGAAUGGUAUUUUUAUACUCGAUACUCUGUGUGGGAUUCCAGUUGCUCUUUUGGCUUGUACCAAAUAUUAUCACGGAGGCCGUCGCUGUGAGCUUGCUUGGGUUCUUCUCUGGUCCUAUUUUUGCAGCGGGUAUUUCGGUCGGAACAAAGAUCAUCAAAGCUGAGAUACGCUCCUCGGCGCUUGCAUUUGUCUUCGUGCUUGGACAAGUAGGAGGUUCGAUCUUCCCAGCCUUCACGGGCAUCAUUGCCGCGCAGAAAGGUGUACAAGUCCUGCAGCCUGUUUUAGUGGCACUCUGGGUUGCAACAGGUGGCAGCUGGUUGAUUCUGCCCAGAGAUCUGGAGCUCCACCGGGACUAG